UCUCCGGGUGCCCCCCGGGCCCCCCCCAUGGAGAACUUCCAGAAGGUGGAGAAGAUCGGGGAGGGCACCUACGGCGUCGUGUACAAGGCCCGGAACAAGCUCACGGGGGACGUGGUGGCGCUCAAAAAGAUCCGCCUGGACACGGAGACCGAGGGCGUCCCCAGCACGGCCAUCCGGGAGAUCUCCCUGCUGAAGGAGCUGAACCACCCCAACAUCGUCAAGCUGCUGGACGUGAUCCACACGGAGAACAAGCUCUACCUGGUGUUCGAGUUCCUGCACCAGGACCUGAAGAAGUUCAUGGACUCGUCCUCCAUCACCGGCAUCGCCCUGCCCCUCAUCAAGAGUUACCUGUUCCAGCUGCUGCAGGGCCUGGCCUUCUGCCACGCUCACCGCGUCCUGCACCGCGACCUCAAGCCCCAGAACCUGCUCAUCAACGCCGACGGCGCCAUCAAACUGGCCGAUUUCGGCCUGGCCCGCGCCUUCGGGGUGCCCGUGCGCACCUACACCCAUGAGGUGGUGACGCUCUGGUACCGGGCCCCCGAGAUCCUGCUGGGCUGCAAGUACUACUCGACGGCCGUCGACAUCUGGAGCUUGGGCUGCAUCUUUGCGGAGAUGAUCACCCGUCGCGCCCUGUUCCCCGGGGACUCGGAGAUCGACCAGCUCUUCCGCAUCUUCCGCACGCUGGGGACGCCUGACGAGGCGGCCUGGCCCGGUGUCACCGCCAUGCCCGACUACAAGCCCAGUUUUCCCAAAUGGGCCCGGCAAGAUUUCGGCAAAGUGGUGCCGCCGUUGGACGAGGAGGGACGGAAGCUGCUGGCGCAAAUGCUGCACUACGACCCCAACAAACGGAUCUCGGCCAAGGCGGCGCUGGGACACCCCUUCUUCUGCGACGUCACCAGGGCUGUCCCCCACCUGCGGCUCUGAGCUGGGGGGCACCCCCCCUUCCUCCCCCCCCCCCCCCAGCUGCACUCACGGGGAGGGGGUGUCGGGACGGGACGGGCAGCUGCCUGCUGCCCAGUGAGGGUUUGGGGGGGGCGCUGCCUCCUCCCGAAAGGAGCCCCCCGUCCCUGUGCUGCGAGAGGUGACGUCUGUCCCUGGGGACGUGGUGGCAGGGGGCUCAGGACCCCCCUACGCCUCCCUCCUGCCCCCCCGCCCUGGGCAGAGCCCCCCCCCCGCAGCUGUUGGGCCCCCCCGGGGACAGGGAGCAGGUCCCACGCCUGCCGGAGGGUCCCAUCCUGCUCCGCUCCCCAGCGCGGCGAGACCCCCCCCCCCUCGCCCGGACUGUCGGCACUUACGGCCCCUCUGGGGGGGGAGCACCUUCAUCCCCACCAUCCUCAUCCUCACCACCAGCAUCCCCCAGUGCGGCACUGGCCGGGGGGGGGUCUGUGCCCCCCGCGUGGGUCCCCUGCCCCACGGGAAGGGGGUUUGGGGGGGGGGGGGGGGGGG
This is a messenger RNA of Grus americana (Whooping crane), 1446 nucleotides long. It is a transcript of the gene CDK2, whose product is annotated as cyclin dependent kinase 2. Lineage: Eukaryota; Metazoa; Chordata; Aves; Gruiformes; Gruidae. The transcript has 7 exons. The record is from RefSeq and is a predicted model, not a curated record. Gene Ontology annotation, biological process: regulation of G2/M transition of mitotic cell cycle; protein phosphorylation; regulation of gene expression. Gene Ontology annotation, molecular function: ATP binding; cyclin-dependent protein serine/threonine kinase activity; cyclin binding. The coding region runs from base 28 to 924 and encodes 298 amino acids. Gene Ontology annotation, cellular component: nucleus; cytoplasm; cyclin-dependent protein kinase holoenzyme complex.